Molecule: messenger RNA, 3685 nt
Organism: Linum trigynum
Lineage: Eukaryota; Viridiplantae; Streptophyta; Magnoliopsida; Malpighiales; Linaceae
Source: the annotation of a GenBank genome assembly
GCAUAGACAUCUAUAUAAGCAGAACCAUUAACUUUAUUAUUAUUAUCAACAUUGCCAAUACUUAACAUAAACAUACCAUCAAUAACAUAACCUUUUCCAAUUAACAGACCAACCUUGAACAAAAUCAUCCUAUCAGAUUAUAUCACAACCAUUAUCCCCUUCUUACAAAGCAUGAAACCAAAAACCAAGUUCUUCCUAACAUCAGGAACAUGGUGUACAUUGGUGAGAACAACUUUUCUCCUUGAAAUGAAGAAAAGCUCCACGGUUCCCGAGCCAAAGACCUUUAAGGUGCGACAGUAACCCAACAGAACUUUGUGUCCAUCCGUAGACUCGUUAUAUUCCUUGAACAUGGCUCUCUUGUUGCAAAUGUGAGCAUUUGCUCCUAAAUCAUGCCACCAAUCAUUGCAGGUCAUGACCCAGUCAUGUGCAAUUCCUUAAUCAUGCCACAUGUAAGUCAGAAAUCAUUGUCACAAUCUCACUAUGCUCAACUUUCUCAAUCACAUUUGCACUUGUAGCACCCUCGUUCUAGGUCCUCUUGGGAUUAGGACAGAAGCGAACAAUAUGUCCCAAUUGCCCACAAUUGAAGCAAUAUUUGGUAGACUUAGGGGUCAACUUCUUCAUGUCCCAGGUCUUUCCUUUCCUGUAUGGCUGGAAGUCCCUCCAGGUUGUCUGGUUAACCUGCGAUGGGUCCCUACCUGGAAGGCUCUUCCGAACUCUUUGAGACAUUACGACUCUAAACAGGAGACGUCGUUCUUCUUCUGGUUGUUGGUCAGGCUAUUGAAAUUGUCCAUGCCCUUUCUUUUCUUGCCUUUCUUGUUCUCCACAACAUUCACUAUGGAACUUGAUGGUGAUUCCAAAUUCAUAUCAUUAUCACCAAUUCGAGUCUCCUCUUCAAUCCUCAAGUGCUUCUGAAUUUGUUCCAAAGGGAACUCUUCUGACGUAUGAAGUAAUUUCUUCCUAUAGUUGUUCCAUGAUAGAGGCAACUUUGCAAUAAUUGCCCGCACCAGAAAACUGUUCAGGAAGAGUUAUCUUCAAUGCAGUGAACUAAGAGGCCAAGAUAAGAAUUCAUUAACUUGAUCCAUAAUUGAACGCUUAUCAUUCAUAGUAAAUUCCAAGAAUUGGAAAGUGACAAACUUAUAUGCGCCUUGUUCCUCUGAUUUGUACUGAUUCUCCAAAUUUGUCCAGAUUUUUGUUGGGAUCUACAACUGGGUGUACAAAUCAUAGAGACGAUCAGAUAGAGAAUUAAGGAUGUAUCCUCUGCACAACAGGCUAUCAUCAUUCCUCUUCUUGUGUUCUCCCUUUAGUUCAUCAUAGUCAAUGUCUUGUGGUUCAGGAAGUGGUCCAAAUUGGAAUCCAAUAUAUACACUAUCUUCAAAGUAGUCAACAUAAACUUCAUCUUCUCUUGCCACCGGGUGAAAUUGGUUCCAUCAAACAGAUUGAGCUUGUUGGAAUUAGAAGCAUACGCCUUCAACGUACUCUCUACUCCAGAAUCCAUUUUUCCAACAAAUAAACACUCUAAUAUUGCCAGGAAUUUGGUAGGAAAGAAUCGGAUUGAAGGCUUGAAUUAAUCACUCUCCUUAAAGUGUUUAUUUUCCCUAGUACAAAGGCUGGUAGGAUUCGGCAAACCACCCUAAGUCUCCCUUCAACCAAUAUUUGAAGUAGCGACAUACAGAUUUAUGUGUUUAUGAAAUAGCAAAGGAAAACAGGAAGAAGGAGAACUCUCUUGUAUGAAAAAGAUUUAUGCCAGUUACCUUAUCAAGGGACACUUUGUUAGAAACCACCCUUGUGGAGUUUCUUUUAUUAUUUUUAGUAUGAUAAUUAUAAUUAUGGUUAGUAGAAAUUUAGUCUAAUUAGGGUUAUUAUUAUAUUUUUCUCAUAGUUUCUUAUAAAUAUGUACUUUGGGUGUCAUUAUCAAUCAAUCAAGCAGAAUAUUAAAAAUAUAUAUAUCACUAACCUUCUUCAGGGGUUGCGUGGAAUGCAGGUUACAGGAAAGUCGAGCUGAAAAUGGACUCGAUGAUAGCCAUUGCCAUCAUUCAUAACUGUGAAGAUGAAGAUCACAGACAUGGACAUAUGCAGUGGCGUAGCCAGGAUUUCGUUUAAGGUGGGUCCACCUCGAAAAAAAUAAAUAUGAUAAAAAUAGUUUUUAAAUAUAAAUAUAAUCUUACGUUGAAAACUUUUGAUAAAUUAAAAUGCAUUAGCAGUCGAAAAUAUCAAGAAUAUCACUAUGCAUAUAUACCAAACAAUCAUUGAUUUAGUUAGUCGUAGUGUUUCAAAUGGUGUUCUUUGUUAAGAACCGUUAGUAUCAAUACCUCGAGUUGUUGAUAGAGGUUUAAUAAAUCUUAUAUCAACCAAUAAUCAUGAUUUACCUAGUCGUUCGCUUUCGAAUGAUGUUCUUAUAAAAAUACUUAGUAUCAAUAAAUAGAGGUUUUGAAAGAUUUCAAUAAUAUAUUAUACCAUUUACUACCAUGCUCCCUUAUAAGAAAGCCAACUUAUACGAAAUUGAUAUUUUUCACAAAUCUGUAUACCAUAUGCUUAAGAAAUGAGGUCGCCAAGAUUCAAACACAACUUUUCGACCCACUAUUCUCAAUUAAACACGACCUAAUUUUCAAUAUCAAUUAACUAUCGUACCUAAUUUAACCAUUUUUUCCCUCCGAACCAGGGUAGGUCCCGGGACCCACCCUAUUACCUUCUCCCACCGCCACUGGACAUAGGACUUCUACCUUUAGAGAACUAUUUAAUCUUGACUAGGAAGUGGAUGUUUCCCAUGUCUAUAGGGAAACAAACUGUGCGACUGAUUUUCUUGCCAAUUUAGGCUUCUCCUAUUCUUUUGGCACACAUCUCUUCGAUGUAUGCGACCCAGGGCUGAUGCACUGGCUAAUUCAUGAUGUACUGGGUACGUCCCAAGAUCGGAUUAUCUCUUUAAUGAAUUAGGCGCAAAUGCAUCACUCUUUUUACCAAAAGAAAAAAUCCCUAAUUCCUAUUCCCAAUCCCUACAUCUUUAUCGAUACGUCUCAUCGCGGGUGCCCAAGAUAAAUCCCCAGAAGCCUUAGAAAGAUGGUUUCUAGCACAUUUCUCUUCACAUAAAAAGAAGUUAUAUUUUUUGAAGAGGCACUUCCCUUUUUUUUUUAAAAAAGUUACUUUUCCCCGAAAGAACACUUCCUUUCACAUCUGGGUCGCAUUCGGUUGGUGGUUUAGUUGUUCUGACCCCGGAUCGGGAGGUUUUAAUGGCAAGGGGGUUACAGUUUCCAUGGUUUGAUGAUCCUUUGGUUGUAGAGUUGGUUACUCUUCGUGAGGCGGAUCUGUGGUGUCAAUCGCUCGGAUUUGCGGAGGUCAACUUUGAAGGAGAUGCUCAAGUUAUCAUUGAUAAAAUCAACAAGGCGGAUUCUAGAGAUAGUCGGUUAGGGGGCUGUGUUGGAAGAACUCAUUAUGAUUUUUGAAGGUAGCACUGGGUUUAGUGUUAGAUUUGUUGGUCGGCGUUGCAAUAGGGUAGCCCAUUUGGUGGCUAGAAAGGCCCUCUCUUUGUAUCCGACCAUGAGUCGUUCUUUUGAUUUCCAGGCCUGGCUGGAUUCCAGGAUGUAACUAUCGGUUUUGAUCAAUACAAGAUUAUCUUUUGUCAAAAAAAACACUUCCUUUCACAUAAAAAAGUAUUAAUUAAUUCAAAAUUUAAUUAAUUUAUUAAACGAUC